AUGGCAAACCGGGGCUACGACGUGGUAGUCGAUGUGGACGCCGAGGGUGACCUGGGCCACACCGACCUGCAAGAGGACCUUGAAUUCCACCACUCAAACUUCGAGCACGACCAACGCAGCGCGAAGAUGCAAGCAGCGUCGACGCCCUUCCUCAGCGGCGGCGGCGGCGUCGGGGGGAGCAGCACAUCGCGCGGCGGCCGGGACCGAUCACCGGGGGGCACGCCGACGAAACACACGUGGUGGACGAUCCACUACUACGCGCAGUACUUCGACGUGGACACGAACGAGGUGCUGCGGCGGUGCAUGGCGACGCUGUACCCGCGGAACAACUUCCUGGAUGUGCUGGAGGGGAACGCGGACCUGUACGGGCCGUUCUGGAUCGCGACGACGGUGGUGGUGAUCCUGUUUCUGACGGGCACCAUCUCGCAGUGGCUGUCCAACAACGACGACGCGCACUUCGCCUACGACUUCACGCUGCUGUCCGGCGCCGCGGGCCUGGUGUACGGGUACACGGGCGUCAUCCCCAUCGCGCUGUGGGGCCUGCUGAAGUGGUUCGGCAGCUCCAGCGCGGAAUUGGUUGAGGCGUGGGCGCUCUACGGGUACUCCAACCUCGUUUGGAUCGCCGUCGCGCUUGUCAGCUGGAGCCCGCUCACGGCCUUGAACUGGGCGCUCGUCGGCGUCGGCUUCGGCUGGACUGUCUUCUUCCUGCUCCGGAACUUGUACCCUGUGCUCAGUGCCACGGAUGCCAAGGCUAGCAAGAUUCUCUUGGUUUUGGUGGUGCUGCUGCAUGCUGGGUUUGCGUUGGCGAUCAAGAUCUUGUUCUUUGCGUAA
Molecule: messenger RNA, 831 nt
Organism: Aspergillus homomorphus CBS 101889
Lineage: Eukaryota; Fungi; Ascomycota; Eurotiomycetes; Eurotiales; Aspergillaceae
Product: Yip1 family protein
Exons: 3
Coding region: 1-831 (276 amino acids)
Biological process (GO): vesicle-mediated transport
Cellular component (GO): Golgi apparatus; membrane
Molecular function (GO): small GTPase binding
Source: RefSeq, a predicted model, not a curated record